Bactrocera tryoni is the source of this 2607-nucleotide messenger RNA. RefSeq names its product homeobox protein 5-like. Bases 101 to 1087 code for a protein of 328 amino acids. The record is from RefSeq and is a predicted model, not a curated record. Lineage: Eukaryota; Metazoa; Arthropoda; Insecta; Diptera; Tephritidae. The transcript has 2 exons.
UGGCGAAGGCGACAGCGGCAGCAGUAGCGGCGGCGGUGGAGUGAAUGUCGACAGCGUUGACGUUGAUGCUGAGGUCGGAGGCAUUAAUGGUGGUGUGGGCAUGUUGAAUGCGGGUAACCGUUUGGAAUGCGUGAGCGGUAGUAUUGGUGGUGGUCAGAAAUAUAUGCGUACGGGUUUGAUCAGCACAAUGCCGAAGAAACAACAGUUGCAACAGCAACAAAAGCAACAACAACACCUUGGCAUCGGCGGCACGAUGUUGGCAACAGCGAAGCCCAAGUACAGUUUAACGCUGCUGAAUGUGAAAAAUCACCAACACAAUAACAAUAAUAGCAGCAAUAUUAAUAAUAACAACAACAACAACCACAACAGCAGCAUGGGUAGCGCUGUUGGCAACUGUCAGUUGCAUCCGCACCGCAAAUCACCACAUCCGCAUCUACAGCCGCAAUACGCUUACUGCCAACAACAACAGCAGCAGCAACAACAACAACAGUUACUGCAACAUCAGCACUUACCACAAAGCAAACGCGAACAGCAGCGGCAACAAUUGUCACAAUCAUACUAUCACCCGCCACCGCCGCCACGUCAUCAGUUACGUGUUUUGCGGCUAUCGUCGGCACCCACUGGCACGCCCGAAGUCACAACAUCAACAAAAGUAACAGCAAAUGCUGCAGCACGACGUGGCGAUGGCGGCGUUUCUACUGGUGCAGGUGGUGUUGGUGAUAGAAGUAGCGGUGAAUUCACAUCACGCAACUCUACACACUUAGAGCAGUCGCUGGCGUUGACACCCACCACGCCCAUUGCUGCAACAACAACACCAAAUAUAAACGAUUGUAAUAAACAUUUAGUUGGCACAAACACAGUGGCGUGUGAUGAUAAUAGUAGUGAUGAUACACCGGCAACACCGGUAAGAGAUGCAGCUGCCUCAACACUAACAACAAAAACAGCAACAACAACAAGAGCAACAACGCCAACAGCCGAAACACCGACCGCGGGCGCAAUGUCAAAUGUUUUACAAGGAGGAAAAGGGCAACAACAACAAUUGUUACAAUUACAACAACAAAAAGCAAAUAGGCUGUGGUAUCAUUGAUGAAAAACGAAUAGAUUUGAGCGCUUAUCUCUCUUUCUAAGCAAAGGCAGCAGAUUGAAAGCAAUACGCCAGUGAAUUCUACGAUUAGUACAUAGCACACAUAGACAAUUAUUUUGAAACAUCACAUACCAUAGAUCAAAACAGGCGGCAGUGAAGGCAAAGGAUACACAGAAAAAAUGGCUACAAAAGCAAAAAAACAUGUAAGUUAUAAGCCGAAACGAAUAGAAAACUUGAAGACACCGACAAAAAACAAAAAACUAAACGAACUGCAUCAAGAAAAAAAUACGUGAAACAACAAAGCAACAAAUAAAGAAAAUGCGUGCGAAAAGCGGAAAAGCAAACUCUGUAGAGAACAAACGCCCACUGAACAAAAAAGAAACCAAAACCCAAAACAGCAUACACAAGCAAAUAUAUAGCGUAGCACAAACCGUUAGAAACCCAAAAUCAACAGAAAGAAAAAAAAAAUAAUAGCACGAAAACGAAAAAGUGCGGUUAGAAGCGCGAAAGUGAAUUAAAACUGAAAUGCCAACGAAAUUGAAGAAUUACGCCUAGAAAGUAGCCAGCAAAGCAAAUAAGUAAAUGAUGCACUGAGAGAAAUUGCAAAAGCAAUCACAAAAGUGCAUGAGAACAUGAGAGCGUGUAGCGAAAGCUGUACGAAAACGAAAAAUUUACUUGUAAAUAUUUAGUAGCAAACAGAGUCGUGAGUGAUUUGUAGAUUAAAAAAAAAGAAGAAGAAAAUAUUUCAAAAUGUAAUGUAAAAUGAUAAUAUUAGCAAUAUUUGAACGACUCGCUCGCUUUUUGGUUGCACACUUUUUGUUACAAGCUGAUUUUGUUUUAGCUAAAUUUUAACGAGCAUAAGAUACUACCGAAUUUAAGAGCAGUAAAUGAGUAAAAACAUGUUAAGCAUAAAUAAUUUAUGCAAGUAAUCAGUAAAGUAAAAGUAUUUAAGAUUCAGUAAUUGAAAAAAAUAAAAGCAAAAAUGAAAACCAAGUGAUUUAGCGCACUCAAACACUAUUACAGGUAAGAUUUUAGAUAAUACUAUACACCGAACGGCAUACAUAAAGAAAUAUACGUAUAUACACUAAAGCGCGUAAUAAAAGCAGCUAUGUUGAAAAUUAAUAGAACAAGCAUUAAAAGCAAUUUUAAAAGAUUGAAACUUGAAGAAAUUUGUAAAAAAUUCAAAAAAAAAUAUAUAUACAAUUAAUAAUAAUGAAUAGAAAUAUUUUCAAAAAACGAGAAAUUACCCACACCGCGAUAACAAAGUUUCCAAACUUUUUCAACAACUGCGAACCGGCUUAAACCCGAAAUUAUUAUUGAAAUUGUACGCAUUGAUAACGCUUUGCCCUACUCAAACUCAUUUUCAUUUACUUACGUAUGUAUUUCUACAAAAAUUGGCAACUCUACUCAUCUGCUCACGAACUAGACACGCUCUGUAGUUAUGUUAUACAGUAAAUUUCUGUCGAAUCCAUCAGCUUCAACUGCACUUUUAGUCAUAAACUCAAAAAAUGCAUGCACAUAAA